AAUUCUCGUAAACCAAAGCGAACAGAAACGACAAAGGAAAAAGAGGAAGAAGACAAGUUGUGAGUAGAAGACAAACAAGCAAAGUCUGCACACAAUUGUGCAACUCAAGAUGAGAAACCACGUUCAUAAAAUAAUGCUCGCUGUUGAUAUUUUAUAGACCACCGAUGCAAAUCAUGCAACCGUGAAGUGAUGAUGAAGCCACACACCUAUUUCUGAUUUUGACCAGAAUUUAUAUACUAGUAGUUAAAAACAAUUACUAGGACAUUUUCGUCGAGACGUCCACGUGAGCACUGAGCAGCCAAACCGCGUGCCACCCCUAGAAUUCAAACCAAACAGAAGUCACAAGUCGCCACCUUUCUCUCUAUGUUUCCCUCUUAAAAAAAGGCCCAUCCUUUCACAAGUUUUAGAUCAAAGUAUACACGAGAAACAGAGAGUUUUCUGAAGAACCCAAAAAAAAGAGAGAAAUGUGUAGAUCGCCGGAUUUCGAGCGUUAUGUUGAGAAAGAGAGCUUAAAGGUUAAGGCUUUCUUCGUCAGGUUCACUGGUUUACCAACACGAGAAUUCUUACCGGAUUCUCUCACUCUUCUCUAUCCACCACGAAUCAACGAAGCGGCUUUCGAGCUCGAUGGGUCGAAGAUCCGACCCGAUUCUCCAGCGUUCGUGACGCUCUACAGAGUCGUGAAAGGAGGAGACGUGAUUUACGGGUCUAGAGAACGGGUUCGGGUCUGGGAAGGGAUCCGUUUCGAGGUGUACAUGAGUGAGGAGAGGGUGAUAAAAGGUAUUUUCAGAAAAGAAGAAGUGGACAAGUGGAAACUUGAGUGCGAGUGCGAGAUGGAGGAGGAAGGUGCGGCGGAGGUUGUUGUUGCGGCCGAGGGACACGUGGCGACGGCGACGAUGGCGAGGAAACAUAGACGGAGGAGAAAGCAGAGGGUUGGGUUUGAGUGUUUGGAGGAGAUACCGGAGGAGAGAGAGGAAGGGAGAGAAUCUGACGGCGGCGUGUGUUUUUGCACGUGUAGCGGCGGCGGUGAAUCUGACGACGGAGAGGGAGAGUGGGAGGAGGUGGAAUGGACGGCUGAGAUGGAGUCUGAGACAGAGGGAAUGGGAUGGGCCGUUGAUUUGGGGAUUUGGGUUAUGUGUUUGGGUGUGGGCUAUUUGGUGUCUAAAGCCUCUACCAAAACCUUGACAAGUGGGAGAAGAAGAAGGACAACAACUUUCUUCUAAUUUCUUGUGUAAUCAAUCAGUUUUAAUUGUACAAUAACGUUGGAACAUAAAUGUAAAAACCCAUGAUUUUGAUUACAAGAGUCGAUAGUUCCUUUUUGUUUGAA
This is a messenger RNA of Arabidopsis lyrata subsp. lyrata, 1324 nucleotides long. RefSeq lists its product as uncharacterized. The transcript has a single exon. The record is from RefSeq and is a predicted model, not a curated record. NCBI's taxonomy places the organism in Eukaryota, Viridiplantae, Streptophyta, Magnoliopsida, Brassicales, Brassicaceae. Bases 465 to 1220 code for a protein of 251 amino acids.